UAGACGGUUUUUAGUUUCAGUCUGUGAUCACAUAUUUGGACAGAUAUCUUUUUAUAGAGAGACCUGUAUGACUCUCAAGUCACCACAACUGAGAGAGAACUCUGAAGCACCCUCCUCCACCAAGAUCUAGGGAGGACAGGAGGAGUGAUCUGUGGACGCAAGGAAAGAGAGAUCGAUGGAGUUUGCUGUGGCGGCAUUUAGCGCGGUAGCUGGCGUCGCCGUGUCGAAGCUAAACAGUGUGAAGGGGAGGCCGAACACCGAUGCUAGGAGCAUCAGUGCGGAUCUCAACUCGAUCAAAGCUACCAUGCUAGAUCAUGCAGACCAUGUCCGGCCUAUGAGUUUCUUGCGGGCAGAAUAUUUUGCACAACUGAGGGCCUUGGCAUGUGACAUCGAAGACUGUAUAGACUGCUUCAACGCCAAGAUGACGACCGAUGCUGAUUUUGCAGACGAAAUUGCCCGACUCAAGGAGAGCUCAAAGGAAACGACUGACCGGAUACAUAGGUUUGGCUUUAUUCCUGUACAAGGGGCUGCAGCACAAGAGUCUGCUGUUGCUGUCCCCGCAGAGAUUGAGAAUCUUCAGUGUUUGAUGAGGGGUAAACAUGAUGCUGAUUACCUCAACUGCUUGCUAUAUUUCUGCUUGUUCCCACCUAAUUAUCAUGUCAGGACUAAGCCCCUGAUGAGGAGAUGGACGGCGGAAGGGCUAGUAGGAAGAGAACAAUCCGCAGUCAGCAAUUUGGACAAGUUCAUGGAGUCCAGUAUCAUCAGGUCCACCCAGAAAAGCAGCAAUGGGAAGGUGAAGAGAUGCCAGCCUACUGGCGACACGAUUCGUCAGUACAUCUCCCAACGGUCCAUGUCCGAGAAUUUCAUACUGUUAUGUCACGGUGCGGCCGCCGAAAUGCCGGAGGGACACCCUCGCAGGCUAUCUGUGCAUCCUUGUGCAAAUGUCCCACUGAAUUUGCCUGAGAGUUUAUCUGAUGUCCGGACGUUGGCGGUAUUCUCUACUGCUGCGGGGGAUCUUGAUGAACAUGUUCUACGUUUUGCCAAUUAUAGAGUGCUGCGAGUGCUGGAUCUAAAAGAAUGUGCUCACCUGAGUGAUGGCCAUAUUCAGGCUAUCUACAACCAGGAGCUGAUGAAAUACCUGAGCAUCAAAUCAGGCAUCAUUGAUCGGGUUCCAAGGGAAAUCGGGAAGCUGAAUCAGCUAGAGACACUCGACCUGAGUGGGAGCCCAAAUUGUGACGAUGCUGAUGGAAUAGUGACGGUGUACAAAGAAGUCCUCCUGCUGCCCAAACUGAAGCACCUCCUUGGCAAGUUCCAGCUUUCUAGAAGGGAUUUCUUUGUUUGGAGAUCAGAUGUAGAGAGGUUUCUGAGAGCUAAUAAGAGUGUGCUGGAGACGCUGUCAGGAUUUGUCGUCGGUGGGAGAAAUGGAUUUCAACAGCUGCUGAGUCUUAUGCGGCGGUUGCGGAAGGUGAAGAUAUGGUGCAAAUCCGACGCAAGCCAAGAAAACCUGGGUGUUCUUUCAAGCGCCAUUACUCAAUACAUCAGCGAUGGCGCUGGAGCGCCUCAUCUUAAGCGGUCCCUGUCGAUCGACUUCGGAGCAUGCCCAAGAGAGUUCGUGGAUGAAAUAGACGCAGUGGCGGGCAAGCUCGAUUCGCUCAAGCUGCGUGGUCAAUUGAGCCGCCUCCCUCCGUUUGUUGCAGAGCUUAGUGCACUCGAGGAGCUCUGCCUUUGGUCGACUGGCCUGCGUUGGGAGGUUAUUCGAGAAGGGCUGAGCUUCGUGGGGGGACUGAAAUAUCUCAAGCUUAUUGAAGACAACCUCGGGCUCAUCGACAUAUGGUAUGAUCACCUCAUAAGCAUUGAGCGGUUAUCCAUCGUGUUCAAUGAUCCAAUGCUAAUAGACAUAACAAUCCAAGAUGGCGCGCUGCCUUGUCUUGUGUCGCUUCAUAUCAUCUGUCCACAGCUGCUCCUUCUUCCUGGAAGAGCACUUGGCAUCAAAAUCGCACACAUGACUCAGCUGAAUGAAGUCGCACUCCAUCCUGACGUCGACGUUGGAAUAAAAGCUGAAUGGCAACGCGCCGUCGACGGCCAUACAAAUAGGCCUGUACCCGUCCUUUUGUCCAUUGAAGGACCCUGAUCAAUAAUGCAUACCUCAUCAAACAAGUCGGUGCAAAUCAACAAUGGAGCCACCUCCCGUGUGCAUUGCUGCCAACUUAAGUUGAAUGCUGCUGCUCUCCUUGUGUUAUGGUUUUCUUCUUAUUGUUACUAUUAUAAUUUAUCACAAGGUUUACCACAUGUUUUUUUACCUUCUUCAAAUUAUUAUUUGCGUGCGUACAAUCAGUUGCAUAAUUUUUUAGAGGGAUGAAUCCUUACUCUUGCUGUACAUCUUAUUGUAUUCCUCCGAGUGAAGAACUUUGCUAUUAA
This is a messenger RNA of Aegilops tauschii subsp. strangulata, 2418 nucleotides long. RefSeq names its product disease resistance protein RGA4. Gene Ontology annotation, biological process: defense response to other organism. The record is from RefSeq and is a predicted model, not a curated record. NCBI's taxonomy places the organism in Eukaryota, Viridiplantae, Streptophyta, Magnoliopsida, Poales, Poaceae.